Messenger RNA from Prunus armeniaca (apricot), 1365 nucleotides. Lineage: Eukaryota; Viridiplantae; Streptophyta; Magnoliopsida; Rosales; Rosaceae. The record is from the annotation of a GenBank genome assembly.
AUGGCCACAGAAACCAAGGUACAAAUUAUCGAGAGGCAAACAAUUAAACCAUCUUCCGCAACUCCUCCUCACUUGAGAAGUUUUAAGCUCUCUUUUUUCGAUCAGACAGCAAUUGUAAUUUACAUCCCAAUCCUACUCUACUAUCCCAAUACUGGCUCUACUAGUAAGGUCAGAACUGGUCACCAUGACCAUGUCGUGGCCAUCAAUGAAAGAUGUCAGCAUCUAAUUGAAUCAUUAAGCAAAACUCUCACUCACUUCUACCCUUUAGCAGGAAGGAUUAUUGAAGGUAAAGCCAUGGUCGAAUGCAAUGAUGCAGGAGCUGAAUUUGUCAAAGCGCAAAUCAACUGUUCCUUAUCGGAGAUUUUGGAACACCCAGAUGCUCAGAUGUUGAAAGAAUUCCUUCCAAUUGAAUAUGAAUCCAAAGAGGCAAGCACAGGCCGGUUGCUUCUUGUACAAAUCAACUGUUUUGAGUGUGGUGGAAUGGCAAUUGGGUUGAGCAUUUCACAUAGGAUUGCUGAUGCAUCCACACUAUCCACUUUCAUCAAGUGUUGGGCCACAAUAGCCUUUGGGUCCAGAGACAGUGAUCAGGUACUACUAGUGCUUCCAAAAUUUGGUGCUGCAUCUGUGUUUCCACCAAUAGAUUUCUCUAACUCCACACAACCACCAGCCAGGGAAGUUAUCAAAGUAGAAAACUGCAUAACAAAGAGGUUUGUGUUUGAUGCAUCAAAGAUCGCUGCUCUCCAAUCUGAAUCAACCAGUUCAGUCCUGCCCAAACCUACACGUGUAGAAGCGGUUUCAGCACUCAUUUGGAAAUGUGCAAUGGAAGCGUCAUCAAGAUCAAAGUUGGGGACUUCAAGACGAUCUGGGUUCUGUCAAGAUGUGAACUUGCGCAAAAGGGUUGUGCCACCCUUGCCAGAAAACUUGGUGGGGAAUGUUGUGGGCUCUUUUACAUCAACGGCUGAAGAGGGUACCAUAGAUCUAAAAGGCUUGGUUGCUAAAUUGAGGGAAGGGAUUGAAGAACUGAAAGAAAAGUAUGCUAAAAAACUUGUCUUUGAUUCAAAUGAGGCAUGGCAAGGGAUCAAAGAUAAGCACAGUAAGCUGAAAAAUGAUGAUGAAAUGGAGAUUUAUAGCUGCACAAGUUGGUGUAGGUUUCCUUUCUAUGAAGCCGAUUUCGGAUGGGGAAAGCCAUCAUGGGUGAGUGUAAUUAGCAUUGCAAUUAAGAAUAUAAUUGUUUUGAUGGAUAAAGGAGAUUGCAAUGGAAUUGAAGCUUGGUUGACUAUGAGCCAAGAAAGCAUGGCCUUAUUUGAAAGUAAUGUGGAACUGCUCGGAUAUGCUUCUGUAAAUCCAAGUUUGAUCACCACUUAA